This is a messenger RNA of Mizuhopecten yessoensis (Yesso scallop), 2618 nucleotides long. RefSeq lists its product as uncharacterized. Gene Ontology annotation, biological process: sodium ion transmembrane transport. The record is from RefSeq and is a predicted model, not a curated record. Lineage: Eukaryota; Metazoa; Mollusca; Bivalvia; Pectinida; Pectinidae. Gene Ontology annotation, cellular component: membrane. Gene Ontology annotation, molecular function: ligand-gated sodium channel activity. Bases 448 to 2604 code for a protein of 718 amino acids. The transcript is spliced from 13 exons.
GCGUUACUGUAUCUUUUGUGGCCGCUCCUGAUUCGCCGAUUAGAAACUUACAAUAUGAACAAUUACCCUUGGAGCCCAAUUGGACUGUGUAACAGUUAACAACGUUAGCAGUGAUAGAGAGUAAAAAUCUGUUUUUGUUGUUGUUGUUGUUGCUGCGCAUGCUCAAAAGCACGUGAAAGUUUUAUUGUCAAAACCUAGUCAUCAUUGACCGCUUCGAUCGUAACCGAGAAGAUUGUUCUGUUAUAAAGCAGGUACUUUCUUUUUAGCUGCAAACACACCUUGGAGUGGUUGACGUAUUUACCAGUAGUCCAUGAACGGGUAAACAGGAUACGAUCUUGAUGAAUAACUUCGCGUGGAAUCACGCGUGACGUUCUUGCCGAAAUGUGAUAAAUAAGUAACGAAUUCGAAAGAAAGUCUAAUUUUGUGAGAGCCAUUCAAAAAAGCAACAUGUCCGCUAAUAAUUCUACAGCCUCUGGAUUAGAACUCAUAUCGCACAGAUCGACGCCAACAUUGGCAGGACAUUCUGACAUCGAACACCCUAGACACACUUACAAAGACGGGUUCUGGGAACCUCCGGCCGACUAUCAAGACGCCGCGGUUCGGAGGGACGAGGACCAGCUAUCGGUUGACACAGUUGCUUCUAAUGACUCCAAUAAAUACAAGUCCUUCAGUAAGUUGAUAAAGCGGUUUUCCGAGAAGACGUCUAUGCAAGGUGUUCCGUACAUCAACAAUGCCCGACUGUGGUACGCUAAAAUGAUCUGGAGUUUAUUACUGGUGAUAGCUAUUGGCUGGAUGUGUUUUCAUCUCUUCUAUCUUAUCACACAGUUCGUGCAAUGGCCGAAACAAACAAAAAUAAAAUUAAGUUUCAGCAAUUUAGAAAUGCCAGCGGUGACAAUUUGUAAUGUGAAUCCAUUGAGAAAUUCCGUUUUCGACAGAGCAUCGCUUCCGUUACAGGAACUCAUCAAAUACGUUGACCCGAAAGGUUUUGACAACGACGAAGAGGAUGAUGAUGAUGAAGAGCAAACAGUUGCUGAAUCUCCGAACCCAAACGUAACCGGAACCGGAAGUACCCCUGCUUAUAAUACGGAUGGUUACGGAACAGGCAAUGUUACUAAUACACAUGGUACCAAUGUUACCGAAAGUGGUGUUACUGAUUCCGUUGUUAAUGGAACAAGUCGUCCACAACACAGAAAUGCUACAAAUGGUACUGGAAACGGAACGAUAAACGCGUUUGGUGACGGUUCUCUUCGUACAACUUCAAGACCCCGCACGCCAGGGACGGGUGAGGCCGGACAGCCUCCCUCUAAUCGGAGAAAACGUUUCGUUGAUGACUUCGACAAUGACAAGAUAGACGAAUACCUAGAUUAUGACGAGGACGACUUCCGGAAGAAAAACGAGCCACCGAGACCACCAAGGGACCCGAUAGCUAAUCUGGAGGACACCUUCCGGUCAUUAUACAGCAACGAAAAAAGGAUGAAUCGGGUGGAUAUGGGUCACCAGAUCAAAGAUAUGCUCAUCAGCUGUUCCUUUGACGGUUACGAAUGCUUCCCCGAUAAUUUUACCAGGUACCAGACUAUGGAGUACGGCAAUUGCUACACGAUCCAAUCAUCAGCCUUCACAUCCAAAAGUUCAGGUCCAAAACACGGGCUGUCUAUCAUCUUGUUUAUGGAAAACGACGAAUACCUCCGCGGUUUGACGCAAGGAUAUGGUGCGCGCGUCACCAUAAACGACCAAUACUCAUUUCCGUAUCCGGCUGAUGAAGGAUUCUUCGUAUCGUCUGCGUUUGAAACACACAUUGGAUUAAAACAGAUAAACAUUGAGAGAUUGGGGCAUCCAUAUGGAACUUGUGACGAUGGAGUAGAGUUUGAACAACGCUAUAGAACCAGGUAUUCAAGGCAGACCUGUCAGUCUGUAUGUCACCAACAAGCUGUGAUCGACAGUUGUGGAUGCCACGAGAACAAUGACGUUGAAGUGUUUUUGCAGUCCUCCUUACUGGACAAUAUAAAGCGCUGCAAAACGCGUGAAGAAUUACAGUGCCAAUUUAGCAUAGGUAAAGAAUUUGAAGACAAAACCAGGGAAUGUGUCUGUGAAACGCCAUGCAAGGAGAAGCAAUGGGUGAGAUCGAUAAGUACAAGACAGUGGCCCACGGAAGCCUACACAGAAACAUUGUUAAGAGGGGUGUGUCAGAGAAGGCCACAACAAUGUAAAGAUCUGAUUUCAAAAGCGGACGAUCGCAAAAUCAGUUUAAACUUCUUGAAGAUAGUGGUGUAUUACCAGGACCUGAACCACGAAGAGAUAAAUGAGGACCCGGAAAUUGAGACUGCCCAGUUUGCGUCGGAUGUGGGGGGAGCCGUUGGCCUUUGGAUAGGACUGUCUAUUCUGAGUAUGUUCGAGGUUUUUCAACUCAUUGUGGAGCUGUGUCAGUAUGGGAUAUACAAGUGUAAACACAUGGGCAAUAUGGACAGUAAUGACAAACCGGAUCUCCCACUGGGGGACCGGAAAUCCAAUGUGCAGGCGCCUAGUGCCCUGAAUUUUAAUCAGCCGCAAUUUGCCAAAGAUUAUCUAUAUGACGGAAGAUUUGCAACAGCACGGUAUCAGUACUAGAAUCAUAAAAUAAA